UGACGCGCUAGGGCCGGCGGGCCGGGCCAUGCAGCGCUCCCGGGCGGCCGUGGACGAGGCGGCCCUACUCCUGGCUGGGCUGGCCCUGCGGGAGCUGGAGCCGGGUGGUGACUCUCCAGGCAGGGGUCGACGGGGGCCGCGGCCCGGGCCGGGAGAGGAGGCGGUGCAGGCGCUGGGCCGCAGAGGCAAGGGCGGCGGCGGCCCCGAGGCUGGGCCGGACGGACUGAGCCGCGGGGAGAGAGGCCCGCGGCGCGCAGUGGCUCCCGAGCUCAGCGCGCAGCCGGCGGGCAGCCCGCGGGUCAGUCUGGCGGGCUCCGACGGUGGCGGCGGCGGCGGUAGCACUCGCUCCAGCGGAAUCAGCCUCGGCUACGACCAACGCCACGGCAGCCCACGCUCCGGUCGCUCCGACCUGCGUCCGGGCCCAGGUCCGUCGUCUGUGGGCAGUGCCCGCUCCAGCGUGUCCAGUUUGGGCUCCCGCGGCUCGGCGGGCGCCUAUGCCGACUUGCUCCUGCCCGGCGCCUGCCUUGCUCCGGCUCGCUCCCCGGAGCCUGCUGGGCCGGCCCCCUUCCCUCUGCCUUCUCUGCAGCUGCCCCCGGGCCGAGAGGGCGGCCCGAGCGCGGCCGAGCGACGGCUGGAGGCGCUUACCCGGGAGCUGGAGCGGGCGCUGGAGGCGCGCACGGCGCGGGACUACUUCGGCAUUUGCAUCAAGUGUGGGCUCGGCAUCUAUGGAGCGAGGCAGGCGUGCCAGGCGAUGGGGAGCCUGUACCACACCGACUGCUUCAUCUGUGACUCCUGCGGGAGACGACUUCGCGGGAAGGCGUUCUACAACGUGGGAGAGAAGGUGUACUGCCAGGAGGACUUCCUGUACUCCGGGUUCCAGCAAACAGCUGACAAGUGCAGCGUGUGUGGACACCUCAUCAUGGAGAUGAUCCUGCAGGCCCUSGGCAAGUCCUACCACCCGGGCUGCUUCCGGUGCUCCGUGUGCAACGAGUGCCUGGACGGGGUGCCCUUCACCGUGGACGUGGACAGCAACAUCUACUGCGUCAGGGACUAUCACACGGUUUUUGCACCAAAAUGUGCCUCCUGUGCCCGUCCCAUCCUCCCUGCACAGGGCUGCGAGACCACCAUCCGCGUGGUGUCCAUGGACAGAGACUACCACGUGGAAUGCUAUCACUGUGAGGACUGCGGGUUGCAGCUGAGCGGAGAGGACGGACGCCGCUGUUAUCCCCUGGAGGGCCACCUGCUGUGCCGACGUUGCCACCUGCGGCGCCUCGGGCACGGCCCACUUCCCUCCCCCGCUGUGCACGUCACUGAGCUCUGAGCUGGGGUGGGGUGGGCGUGGACGUGGGAGGAGGGAGGGUGGCCCUGGUCAGUGUCCCGUGGGCCCUGCCGCCGCUUCCACCCACUCCAUCCAACACCUACCCAGCUGCUGGCCUGCCGCAGGGGCCGGACCCCCGCGUUGAAGCUACUUCUAUUUAUUCACCGUCUGUGCCUCCCCAAGCCACUUCCCUCGGGUGCCCUGCUGCCUCCCACCUGCCCACUCACCAGCUUUCGGUUCCAGGACUCCCUGUGCCCCUGCAGCCUCCUGGGCUGUGGGUCGCUGGGCGGGAAAGGUGGAGAGGUCCUCCUUCCUUGGCGGGGACUCUCCACGGGGUGCCACUUUCCUUGGUUCGGAAGGCGCCUGGGACCCUCUCCAAGCGUGCGCCCUGGGGUCGCGGAGGGCACAGGUCGGCUUGUGUUUCCUAAGUGCCUUGCCCGCUGGUGGGYGAGGAGGGUGUCUUGUUUUUGUGGGAACAUUGUGGGAUUUGGCCAUGGGGGCUCGAGGGUGUUUUCAGCCACAGUUUCCCCUGCCCUGGCCCCUGGCUUGGGCCUUGCCCCUCCCCACCAUCCUCAGCCCCCGGCCAGGACCUCGCUCCCAGCUCCAGCCGCAGGUGGGGGCGAGGAGCGGCCGCGAGSGGGCGCACUGCGCGCCGGCCCGGGAAGCCCCUGUGCGCGCGCGCUGUGUACCAGGCUCCACUACAAACGGAUGUGAUUUGACUUAAAUUAAGUUUUUCCUUUGAGGAUAUUUUCAUUUUCUUUAAAAGAAUAUAGUUUUCUUGUAAGAACUUGGACUGGG
Molecule: messenger RNA, 2116 nt
Organism: Urocitellus parryii (Arctic ground squirrel)
Lineage: Eukaryota; Metazoa; Chordata; Mammalia; Rodentia; Sciuridae
Gene: Wtip
Product: WT1 interacting protein
Biological process (GO): negative regulation of hippo signaling; cytoskeleton organization; response to hypoxia
Cellular component (GO): P-body; transcription regulator complex; adherens junction
Molecular function (GO): transcription corepressor activity
Source: RefSeq, a predicted model, not a curated record